This is a messenger RNA of Homalodisca vitripennis (glassy-winged sharpshooter), 1957 nucleotides long. Its product is annotated as phosphoinositide 3-kinase regulatory subunit 4-like. Gene Ontology annotation, biological process: late endosome to vacuole transport; protein targeting to vacuole; protein phosphorylation. Gene Ontology annotation, cellular component: phosphatidylinositol 3-kinase complex, class III, type I; nucleus-vacuole junction; late endosome. Gene Ontology annotation, molecular function: ATP binding; protein serine/threonine kinase activity. NCBI's taxonomy places the organism in Eukaryota, Metazoa, Arthropoda, Insecta, Hemiptera, Cicadellidae. Bases 257 to 1942 code for a protein of 561 amino acids. The record is from RefSeq and is a predicted model, not a curated record. The transcript is spliced from 13 exons.
UCUGCAACAGGAUCAAACCAACACAGUGGUCAGCCAGAUUGUAUGCAUUUUGUAUUAAAAUUACUGAAAAACAAAUGGAUAUUAAUUUAACAGUCAAUUGUAAAUUUUACUCUUUUAUGAUUUGUUAGUUAUGUUGUUAGUUAAGAACUCUUAGAAAGUUGUUGUCUAAUCAACCAUUUGUGAAAUAAUACUCUUUCACCACUUGUUCUUUAAUAAAUAACUGUGUCCAGAGAAGUGAAGAAUAACAAUAUUCAACAUGGGCAAUCAACUAGUUGGGAUUGCUCCAUCUCAGAUUUUUCCAGUUGAGCAUUACCUAACUGAUCAUACAGAUCUUCAAUAUGAUAUGAACUUGGGCAGUACACGAUUCUUCAAAGUGGCAAGAGCACGGUCACAAGAGGGGCUGAUCGUGGUAAAAGUCUUUGCAAUUCAUGAUCCAACUCUGCCCCUGUCCAUGUAUCGAGACCGCAUUGAAGAGAUUCGUAACAGGCUGGCAUCAGCCAACAAUUGUCUGCCUAGUCAGCGAGUCAUUCUGACUGACCGUGCGGGGUUUCUGAUGCGAGGAUAUAUAAAGUAUAGCCUAUAUGAUCGUAUCUCCACCAGGCCAUUUCUCACUUCUUUGGAGAAAAAGUGGAUUGCAUUCCAACUGCUAUAUGCUCUACACCAGUGUCAUCGCCUUGGGAUUUGUCAUGGUGAUGUAAAAUUAGAAAACAUAUUGGUUACAUCAUGGCACUGGGUAUUGCUAUCCGAUUUUGCAUCUUUCAAACCAACUCAUCUUCCAGAAGACAAUCCAGCAGAUUUCUCUUACUUUUUUGACACUUCUCGGCGGAGAACGUGUUACAUUGCACCAGAAAGAUUUAUCAAGAGUUUAGCGUCAGAUAUGAGUCAAUUGCUGCCUUCUGAGGAAAACAUAAAAAAGGGGGAUCUCACACCAGCUAUGGACAUAUUUUCAGCCGGAUGUUGUUUGAUUGAACUCUUCACUGAUGGACAGCCUCCGUUUGACUUCUCUCAGUUGUUGGCGUACCGCAGUGGCGAGUUUUCUGUCGACAAGCACCUGGAGAAGAUAGAGGACACUGGUGUCAGGGCCUUAGUACGCAGCAUGGUGCAGCGAGAGGCAGGUAAGAGACUCUCGGCGGAAGACUACUUGUCUCAAGAGAGAGGGAAAGUUUUUCCUGACUAUUUCUACACUUUCCUGCAGUCCUACAUGCUUAUAUUCUCCUCAUCUACACCGAUACUGUCUCCAGAUGAGAAGAUUGAAAGACUAAAAAAAGAUAUUAAGAACAUUGUCAACAUGAUGAGAUCAGAGAGUGUAAAUCAAAAUAAAAAAGAGGAGAAACAAUGCAGCAUAAAUGAUGAUCCAUUGGUCAUAAUUACAUCUCUGGUCACUUCUUGUAUCAGGGGACUUCACUUGUCCAAUUCCAAGAUCCAGUGUCUGGAGAUACUGCUAGAGUUGGCUAGCCACACGUCUGCCGACACUGUACUGGACCGGAUAUUGCCCUACAUUCUGCACCUGAUCCAAGACCCUACUCACAGAGUACGAGUGAGUGCCCUCCAUACUCUGACCAAAUGCCUGAGUCUGGUGAAGAAAGUUCCUUCAACUGACACUAACGUGUUUCCAGAGUACAUACUGCCGACACUGGCCAGUGUAGCAAGUGAUGAAGCAGUUAUUGUAAGAACUGCUUUUGCUGAAAACAUUGCAGAACUCGCAACAACUGCAUUGAGGUUUCUGGAUUAUUGCCAAGUGGUGACCUUGUCGUCUAACGAGCCACCACGCCAGAGCUACGAGAGUGAGUUGUCCACUCUACAUGAGAUGGUGCAGCAGUCUGUAUCUGCCCUUCUCACAGACCCUCACAAUCUUGUUAAACAGACACUCAUCGAGAACGGCAUCAGCAAACUGUGCAUUUUUUUUGGUAAACAGAAAGGUCAGUCGAGAAUGUUCAUGUAGUUUUAUGAGAGAGUU